Messenger RNA from Phycomyces blakesleeanus NRRL 1555(-), 1011 nucleotides. RefSeq lists its product as hypothetical. NCBI's taxonomy places the organism in Eukaryota, Fungi, Mucoromycota, Mucoromycetes, Mucorales, Phycomycetaceae. The transcript has 6 exons. The record is from RefSeq and is a predicted model, not a curated record. The coding region runs from base 1 to 1011 and encodes 336 amino acids.
AUGCGCCUUAUUGGAUAUUUGUGUCUAUUAUUUGUUAUCCAAUGUCUAACUGUUGAGGCAAGAUAUCCAUUUAUUGAAAGAGCUGAUCCUGUACCAGCUGAAGCAGGUGCCGUUCAACCCAGUAACCCUCAACCAAAUCCAGCUCCCGUGGCCACAGCUGCAAGCCCUGGCCCCACCAAUCCUGCUGGGGCAGCUGGUGCUGGUGCCGGUGCUGCCCCAGGUGCUGCUCCCGGUGCUGCUCCACCUGCUGCUGCUGGGCCUGCCUCAGCACUAAACACUGCGCCAACUGUUUCAGCGUCGGCAAAUGCAAGCCAGACGAAUGCAACUCAGUCUGCAGCACCCAACAAUGUCAAUCCGUUUGUAGGAAAGCCAACCUCGGCUUCGUUCAGCAACGAUAUCCCUCCCGCCUACUUAACCUGGAAAAAACCGAUUCCAAACCAAACAUUCCCUCCUCUCUACAAGAUCGGUGUAUCCAACAUCACUUUUGAGUGGACUGUCGAUCCACAGAUCCUCAAGGUUCAGCCGGUCAAUAUUACUGUCGCCCUGGCAAAUCCUCAAAAACAAACCUUUACGGCUGCUGUUGUUCCGGGUACCGCCACAUCUGCCAAUUGGGAUCUUGCACGCCUCGCACCCGGAUCACCUCUGAUGGUCGGCUAUUACACCGUCUGGGUAUAUGAUCAACGAGGUCCCAAAGCCUUUCCUAGUCCGGGUUGGUUGAUGCCUGAUGCCAGAUUGGUGGUUGCUAUGUACAGUACAGAAGCAUACGUGGGAAGAACGGACUCCAUGUUUUGCCCCACAUGCUAUCUUGGUAGCGCCAGUUCUUUACGUGAAUCGUUUUUUCCUCUUGCUGCAGCAUUUGGUGUCGCACUGUGCACAAUUUACAUAAUUAUCAGCAACGUUAUACAUUUACAUGAUAUCUCCAUCGGUAGUAGUCUUUUCUUUCUUUCCAAACGAAACUAUAUUCCACUCGCUCAAGACUAUAGUCCACACAUAGUCUAUCGUGCUCGAUGA